Aquila chrysaetos chrysaetos is the source of this 1900-nucleotide messenger RNA. Its product is annotated as protein brambleberry-like. The record is from RefSeq and is a predicted model, not a curated record. Bases 186 to 1700 code for a protein of 504 amino acids. Lineage: Eukaryota; Metazoa; Chordata; Aves; Accipitriformes; Accipitridae. The transcript has 10 exons.
GGACACGACACGGUCCCCAGCCCUUCCCACACUCUCCCGGGACUGGGGUCAACGCCACUGGUACAACUGGGUGUAUUGGGAAGGGGGGGGGUGUCCCCCAAACCUCUCCUUGGAUUUGGGGGGCUGCUCCCGGCCUCGGGGUGCCACCCACGCCUUUUCUCCCCCGCAGGACCCCCCCACACACCAUGUUGUCCCGGAGUUGCUGGGCUUUGCUGUUUCUCUGUGUUACUGCUGGGUUUUUUGGGUGGCUGGGCCUCGGCACCCCCCCAGAGGAGUUGGGGACCCCCCCGGAGCUGGGGAUCCCCCCACACAUCCCCUUCGAGAUGACCACGGGUGACGACCGGUUCCAGGCUGAAGCCACGAGCCGGGGCCUGACGCAUCUGGACUCCUGCCACUGUCAGGUCAUGGUGCGGCUCCGCUCGUCCUGUGCCGACCUGAAUGAGGAGGAGGAGGAGGAGGACGCGGCCAAGCUGGGGGUGGACUUGGUCAACAGCCCGGCCAGCGCCGAGGGUCACCGGACAUACCCCUGCAUGCCAGACAAGGAGGGGCAGGAGGAACGGCCGGCAGGGUGGCUGCGGCAGAGACUGGAGACCCCCAUCCACCCCAGCCUGCAACGGCCGGCACUGGACAAGACCAUCAUCACCGGCGGGCAGUACUGGGUGGCCCAGCUCAUGGAGGACAUCACCCAGCGGAUGGGGAACGUGAGCAGCCGGGGGGCCGCGGGGCUCCGGGAAGGGCACCGGGUUGUCCUGUCUGACAUCCACCACACACAUGAAAAAGAUCAGGACGUCUAUUCCCAACUAGAGAGCGACCUGGCCCUUCUCCUGGCCCAGCAGCGCCGGGUGGAGGAGGUGAUGGAGAAGCUGCGGCAGGUCAACCAGAGCCUGGGGCUGAUGCUGGCGACCAUGGAGGAUGCACGGAGCCAGCUGGAGAACCACCUGCAGCACUUCCACGCCAUCCUCAACCCAGCCGGUGAGCUGGGGAUGGGUGCUGGAGGGUGGAUGGGUGCCGGCGGGUGCCAACGCCAGGCUCUUGCUCCCUGUCCCGCAGGUUGGAGCCCAAGUGCCAUCUCCACCUGCAUCCUACACGGCUCCUACUUUGUGCUGCUGGUCGCACUACUGGUGCCCAUGCUGCCCCGUGCCAUCCUCCUCCUCUUCUUCCUCGCCUCCAGCGCCCUCAGCGAGCUCCUCGGCAUCCCGGCACUCUCCGCUCUCCUGGCCCUUGCCGUGGCAGCGCAGUGGCUGGUGGCGGCCGGCCGCCACGGUGCUGGGGGAGCCUGGCUGGUGCUUCCGCGCAAGGACCCCCAUUACCGGCUCACCUCCACCCCAGAUAGGGAGCACGAAAUGGAGCUGUUGCAGGAGGAGCUGGAGAGGAUGGAGAUGAGCUGUCUGCAAGAUCCCUCGUGCCUGGAGCAGCCCCCAGGGAUGGCAGGGGACACCCCUUGCUUAGCGGGGUGGGUGUCACCCGUCCGCGGUGCCUGGAGGACAAAGCUGAGCUCGUGUGGGGUGAUGCUGGAGCCGGCCCCAGGCACUGGGAAGCGCUGGGAGCCCAAACCCUGCAGCGUGAGCCAGUCUCCGGCCAGCAACUUGUCCUUGCUGUCCCCACGGUCCCCAUGCCAGGGGCUCACCAAGGCUGGGCAGCGAUGCCGGAAGAAAGCCAUCCCCGGGCAGGACUUCUGCCAUGUCCACAGCACCGGUUGAGCUUCGUGCAGCAGCCUGGCCAUGGACUCAUCCCCCCAUGUUUGACCCUCUACCCCCUCCCACAGGAGUUUUAAACCCUUUUUUUGGCUCUUCCAGAUCCUGGUGGAGAACACAUAGUGGUGCUCAGGACCCUAAGGGUGCUAUUCAAUGUGGGUAUGGGACCGUGCUGCAGGGCAGAUGAUCCUCACCCCACCAGUUUU